Phaeoacremonium minimum UCRPA7 is the source of this 1467-nucleotide messenger RNA. Its product is annotated as putative ubiquitin carboxyl-terminal hydrolase protein. Lineage: Eukaryota; Fungi; Ascomycota; Sordariomycetes; Togniniales; Togniniaceae. Gene Ontology annotation, biological process: protein deubiquitination; ubiquitin-dependent protein catabolic process. Bases 1 to 1467 code for a protein of 488 amino acids. The record is from RefSeq and is a predicted model, not a curated record. Gene Ontology annotation, cellular component: cytoplasm. The transcript is spliced from 4 exons. Gene Ontology annotation, molecular function: cysteine-type deubiquitinase activity.
AUGCCUGCACAGCAGGAUCCUGAUGGCACUUCGCCUACCAAUGGUGUAUCUACUGAUCACCAAGGUACAAAUGGCAUCGAUGAUGGCCCUCGCAGAUCGGGCAGGGCAAGACGACCUGUCGUCCGGGAUCAAGGUGACGAAGACGAGCUCGCCACCAAUACGGUCACCACCAGCCAGCCACUACAAAAUGGAGCAUCACUAACUACACGCCGAAACCCCAAAAGAAAGGCUGCAAUUGCAGCUCCAGUAUACAACCUACCUGAAAACCUGCGCGAGGCAUCACUAGCUGCUCUCAGUUCUGGUGAGCUGCAGAAGUGGCUCGGCUGGGUCGAACUAGAAUCUGAGCCGUCAUUCUUCAAUGUCAUUCUAAAGGAGCUAGGAGUGGAGGAUGUCAAGGUUCAAGAGCUAUUCUCAGUUGACGAGGGAUCACUGGCCUUCCUACCGAAACCUGUUCAUGGCCUAAUUUUCCUCUACCAGUACGUCGAGGAGGAUCGCGAGGAUGACCUUCCAGAUUGUCCUGACAAUGUCUGGUUUGCGAAUCAAACCACAGAUAACGCAUGUGCCACGGUUGCACUGCUCAACAUCGUCAUGAACGGUAAGGAUAUCAAGCUGGGUGAGAAGCUCGAGGAGUUCAAGAAAGCCACCCAGGACCUGUCAGCUCCUAUCCGUGGCCAUGCUCUCAGCGCCAAUUCGUUCAUCCGAACCACCCAUAACUCUCUCGCAAGACGUCUGGAUCUGCUCAACGCGGAUCUGAUGUUACUGAACGAGUACGACGAUUCGAAGAAGAAGCGUGCCAGAUUCACCAAGGGCAGGAAGAAGAAGUCAGUGACGGAGGCUGCCUUCCACUUCAUUGCCUAUGUGCCCACCGCCGACGGAAAAAUCUGGGAGCUAGAUGGCCUGCAGUCGGAUCCCGUAUGUCUCGGACAAUAUUCUGACGACUGGACGGCCGUUGUCCGCCCGAUAAUUGAGGCACGCAUGCUGCAAUACGAGUCCGACAACAUGUCCUUCAACCUCCUCGCAUUGUGUCGAACCCCUCUCGACACUUUGCGCCAGGAGCUGGUUACAAAUAUUCGCAAGCUGUUGACGCUUGAGAAACGCAUCCUGGAGAUUCCUGAGAUGAGCUCCAUAGCGGCAUCUGAGCGAACUUGGCUCAACGGAGACGACGAGACCAGCCUGGCAGAGUACGGCGUGUCCAAAGAGGACUUGACCACAGCGGCGGCAGCACAGGCUUUCAAGGACAAGAUCUCCAAGCCGUCCUUCGAGACUGCAGAGGCGCUAGACCUACAGCAGAGUCUCGAGGACGAGCAGAAGCGCAUACGAUCUGAGUAUGUGGCGGAGCUGGCUGCGACGGAUGAGGAUGAGGCACGAGUAUUGGGGCGCAAGAAGGACUAUGCACCGGCGAUUCAUGAAUGGGUCAAGAAGCUUGCUGAGCAUGGCGUUUUACAGGAGUUGAUUAAUAAUGUCUAG